Messenger RNA from Centropristis striata (black sea bass), 3886 nucleotides. RefSeq names its product class I histocompatibility antigen, F10 alpha chain-like. Gene Ontology annotation, cellular component: external side of plasma membrane. The record is from RefSeq and is a predicted model, not a curated record. Gene Ontology annotation, biological process: immune response. The transcript has 6 exons. NCBI's taxonomy places the organism in Eukaryota, Metazoa, Chordata, Actinopteri, Perciformes, Serranidae. The coding region runs from base 780 to 1811 and encodes 343 amino acids.
ACCAGUGUGCAGCCUGUAGUGGAGCUAAACUAAACACUUUAACAUACUGACAUAUUUCAUAGAACAGCUCAUUAGAUAAGAACUUCAGAGGGAUUUAAUGUGUUCCCCUCCAUCUCAUUUAAUAAGCAGAUGGUUUGACUGCUCACAUAUCUGUUUAAAAUAACAGAUAAAGCCAGUCUGUAGAUCAACUGCAGCUUUGAACCACUGGGGGCAGCACCCCACCUCAUUUACUCACUAUAACAUCCAGGAAACCAAACUUGGAUUUGUUGUUUGUUGUUGAUAUUUUUGAUCAGGACUGUUUUAAAUCCCAGGGCAGCCAUACAGAACAAAAGAACAAUAAGACACUACUGAAUCCCCACAAACUGCUCAGUGUCUGGUCUGUAGCUGACAGUAACCUCUGACCUGACACAACAUUUCUGCACAUUUCAUUAGUCUGCAAAACAUUUUGACAAGAUGUGAGCAGCAGAAAGAAUAAAACUCCUUUAAUAUGUGAACAAAGUUGAGUAAUAAAGAUCAAGCCCCGCAUGUCUCCCCUUCCUCUCACACAGGCUGAAGUAACAUCACAUACUUUCACUUUCGUUCAUAACAUGUGUGAGCCUGUUUUACCUAGAUACAAGUGACGUCAUGCUCAGAAUAAAUUCCCAUUGGCUCAGAUGAAGGUUUGUUCAGCGUCACCUCUUGUUUUAUCCUCAUUUCAACUCUGAUUGUGGAGCAGGAAGGACGAUCUCUGUUUCUCUCUUCAGACAAACACACAAAGCUUCACUCUGGUAAAUCUUCAGAUGGUCACAAUGCAGAUCUUUGCUGCUCUGGUUCUCCUCGGAACAGCCCUGCAUGGCGCUGCACCAAUGACUCACUCUAUGAAGCAUUUCGUCACUGCAUCGUCUCAAGUCCCAAACUUCCCAGAGUUUGUGACUGUUAGUUUGGUUAAUGAGAUUGAGGCACUGCACUAUGAUAGUUACAGCAGGAAAGUAGAAACCAAACAGGAGUGGAUGAUCAGAGUCUCAGAAGAUGAUCCUCAGUACUGGCAAUUUCUGACUGAGAAUCGAUUUGGUGUCCAGCAGCGGUUCAAACACAACAUUGAAGAUUUCAAGCAGCGCUUCAACCAAACUGGAGGUGUCCACAUACUCCAGUUGAUGCAAGGCUGUGAAUGGGAUGAUGAGACUGAUGAGGUCAAAGGAUAUAGUCAAUAUGCUUAUGAUGGAGAAGACUUCUUAUCAUUGGACCUGGAGACGGAGACAUGGGUCGCUCCAAAACAACAGGCUGUCUUCACCAAACACAAGUGGGAAAAUAAUAAAGCUAAGAUGGCUCAGUACAAACACUUCUUCACCCAGAUUUGUCCUGAUGAGCUGAAGAAGUUUGUGAAGUUCGGGAGGAGCUCUCUGCUGAGAAAAGACCUUCCCUCAGUGUCUCUCCUCCAGAAGACUCCCUCCUCUCCAGUCAGCUGCCACGCUACAGGUUUCUACCCUGACGGAGCCAUGAUGUUCUGGAGGAAAGAUGGAGAGGAGCUUCAUGAGGACGUGGACCUCGGAGAGAUCCUCCCCAACCACGAUGGAUCCUUCCAGAUGAGUGUUGACCUGGACCUCUCAUCAGUCAAACCUGAAGACUGGACCAGGUACGACUGUGUGUUUCAGCUGGUUGGUGUGAAGGAGCACAUCUUCACCAGACUGGAAGAAGAAAAGAUCAGGACCAACAGAGAGAAACCCACUGACAAGAACGGCAUCAUCAUUCCUGCAGUCGUUCUUCCUCUCGUCCUCCUCCUCCUCGCUGUGAUUGGAUUCAUCGUUUACAGAAAGAUCAAUGGGAUGCUUUAAGGCAGCCAACUGUAAGUCAUCUUCUGAAAACAACUCUGAGUUCUCUGAGAAACUGAAUUAUGGAAAAGACAACCCUGAAGGCCAAACAUACAACCCUGCACAAAGUGGGCUGCUUCAGGAGACAUGAACUUUUCACACCUGCUGUUAAACAAAGACGCCUUCAACUUUGUGUAAAACAACCUUCUGUCAUUGUUUCUUAUUCAGCUUUUGUGACACAAUCUAGCUUUGAAGAAAAUAUUUGACUUUAUACAGAUUUUCCAUAACAGAGUUGAGAUUUUAAUAAAAGUGUGAAGAGAAAGGCACAGAUUCUUUCAAAAACCUUCACAUCGGCAGGUCAGAUAGUCACUGAAACAGCGUUAAAAAAAUAAAAAUAAAUAAUUUGUUUAAAAAGCAUAUUAGCUAAAUGCUGACAAAAUGUUCACACUUAAAUUAAUGAAUCAACGUUAUUUGAGGUCGAAAUUAAGCUGUAAAUAUGAGGCUUUGUGGAAUUUUACUCUCCAAACCUCUAUGUUAAAUAAUUCAGAUUUUUUUAUAUAUAUUUUUUUCUAUUUCCUCUUCAGGUUUAUGGACACAUUUUGCACUGUGUCUGUAGUGCACUAUGGGACAUUUAGCAGAUAGGUUUAAUAAAACAGUGGUCAUAAAUAUUAUUAAAAAAUAUUGUGCAAAAAUCUGUGUAAUAUUAACAAAUGAUGGGUGAGGGGCAAACCAGGUGGCAACCUCCGGGUCUGAGCAGGGAGGCAAACCAGGAAGUGCCUUAAGCUGCAUUCUACUGAAAAUUCCAGCAGGGGGCACUAAGUUUUGCUGCAAAAGCGUUUGGGUCCAUUCAUUUCAAUGCAAAAUGAGAAAACUUCUCACUUGAUUUAUUACCUCAGAAAUGUUUUUCAGGACAACACUAUGGUCUCAAUCACUAGUAAAAAAAAUCUUCAAGACAAUCUGAUGUUAAUAGUGUAAAUAAGAGAAACAAAAAUUUUGUUUUUGUUUUUUGCCAAAACUAGCAUCAGUUAAUGCUCCAGUUAAUGCUAACAUGAGUCAGUCAGGUUGAGGUGUAGAGAGGCUGUAGUCAGUGUCGUCAUGGUGACUACCUCCAUUAUUUAUACAGUUUAUGCACACAACCAGUGGUGGAAAAAGUGUUCAGAUCCCUUACUUUAGUAAAAGUAUUAGCGUAACUGUAUCCCAAAUCGGACACUGUUCGGAUAAGAUUCUAUCAAAAUGUCACAUUGGCUACUAAUAUAAAUGAUCAUGUUAUGCUUCCAAUUAAUAAAAUGGUGUGAAACUGAAGUCCAACUUCUUAUCUUUCGAACCGUAUAUUGUUUAACCGUGUACGUUAGCCUCGGGUUUACCAGAGUCGGCUAAAGGACGCUAACGCUGGUGAAUUAGCUGUGAGCUAACUGUAUCCCACAUCAGACACUUGGAUCUCCUCGCUGUAAAACAAUAAAACAAUAAAACAAUGGGGGCUGCUGAGUUUUUCGGGGUAAAUUGGAUGUUUCUGGGUAAGCCAAAUAAAUAUGACCGUUAUCAACCAUAGUUAUCAACACACCCGGACCAUACUUCUGUCCUUCACAAAAAAAUAUAGGACAGUAAAAACACAGAUGGACUUUAAGAUCGUCGCCUGAGCGUUUUUAGUGCUCUCUGUCAUCAGAUUUACUUUCAUAUUGUAAUUAGACAUUUAAAUCUCAAUGUACAUAAAUUCAAUUUCACAUGUAGAUUGUUAAAUAUGUAUAAAUCAAUUAUAGCUCCACUGGUGGUGGCGAUCUUAUUCCAAAUGACCGUGAAAACACCAGAAAGUGCAGCAUUACAGAUGUGUCAGAUUUUGGAUACAGUCUCUGUAAUACCAGUGUGAAAUUACUCCACUGCAAGUAAAAGUACAACAGUAUCAGCAUCAUAAUGUACUUUAAGUAUCAAAAGUAAAAGUACUCGUUAUGCAGAGCGGACCCACUCACAUUGUUUAUUUAUUCCAAAUAUGUUAUUGGAUUAUUUGUAUUGAUGCAUUUCUGUAAGCACUGUUUUUAUUGUGUAAAGAUGAAGCUCAACUACUUAAUAUACUGUGAUGGGGUUUCAUAAAAAUAAAAAGUCUA